Solanum dulcamara is the source of this 691-nucleotide messenger RNA. RefSeq names its product 30S ribosomal protein 3, chloroplastic-like. Gene Ontology annotation, biological process: translation. The record is from RefSeq and is a predicted model, not a curated record. Lineage: Eukaryota; Viridiplantae; Streptophyta; Magnoliopsida; Solanales; Solanaceae. Gene Ontology annotation, molecular function: structural constituent of ribosome. The coding region runs from base 71 to 571 and encodes 166 amino acids. The transcript has 2 exons. Gene Ontology annotation, cellular component: ribosome.
AUCAUCUCAAAUUCUCUCUGUACACUCUUUUAAGGCCAAUAUUUUUCCAUUUCCCAAAACAGAAAAAAAAAUGUUAUCAAUGUCAGUUCAAUCUAGCUUGAGAGGCAAUUUAAGUAUCCCUUCUUUACCUUCACAAAAUCCUUCUUACAAAUCUUUCAAAUGUUCUUCAUUCUCUUUAAACAACAAAGCUUCAUCAACAAGAAAAAUUCAUAAGAUGAUUGCUUCAGCAGUUACAGAAACAGAACCAGUUGCAGCUGAGACUUCUGAAUCUUCUGUUCAAGAAAUUCAGAAGUCUGAUAUGAAGAAAAAGGUAAUUGAGAAACCAAGGCUAGUGUUGAAAUUCAUAUGGAUGGAGAAGAAUAUUGGACUUGGUCUUGAUCAAGUUCUACCAGACCAUGGUAGUGUACCAUUAAGUCCAUACUUUUUUUGGCCAAGGAAGGAUGCAUGGGAAGAGUUGAAAACAACACUAGAGAGCAAGCCAUGGAUAUCACAAAAGCAAAUGAUUAUUUUGCUUAAUCAAGCAACGGAUAUUAUCAAUUUGUGGCAGCAGAGUGGUGGAAAUUUGUCCUAAAUUGUGUUUUGGUAUUUAUUUGUAGGCUAAUGAUUUCAAGUUCUGUUUUUGUUUUGUUUUGUUUUGUUUUGUUGAAGGAAAACAAUUGGAAAAAAUGUGUCAUUUUUGUUUCAAGAUUUA